Nematostella vectensis (starlet sea anemone) is the source of this 2981-nucleotide messenger RNA. Its product is annotated as phospholipase A-2-activating protein. Bases 96 to 2525 code for a protein of 809 amino acids. NCBI's taxonomy places the organism in Eukaryota, Metazoa, Cnidaria, Anthozoa, Actiniaria, Edwardsiidae. Gene Ontology annotation, molecular function: ubiquitin binding. Gene Ontology annotation, cellular component: nucleus; cytoplasm. The transcript has 28 exons. Gene Ontology annotation, biological process: ubiquitin recycling; proteasome-mediated ubiquitin-dependent protein catabolic process. The record is from RefSeq and is a predicted model, not a curated record.
GGUCAGCGGUUACUCCUUCAUUUCAAAGUUUGUCGUCUCUUUCACUUUUCUUUCCCUUAAAAACCCUCAAUUUUUCCGACAAAGAAUUUAAAAGAAUGCCCUACAAGCUAAGCAGUGUAUUAAGAGGGCAUGAACUAGAUGUUCGUGCCGUCUUUCCUGGUGUAUUCCCAGAAGGAUCAAUUCUCUCUGCGUCUAGAGAUCGUACAACCCGUGUCUGGGUUACUGAAGAUGGAGGACGGACUUACAGCGAGGGCCAUGCUUUCGCGGGUCAUAAAAACUUUAUUUCCUCCGUUUGUGCCAUGGCUCCAACAGAAAACUAUCCCCAUGGUUUGAUUGCUACUGGUGGACAUGACAAUGUGAUUCUCGUUUGGACACUCGAUUCUGUUGAGCCCAUCUACAGCCUCACUGGUCACACCGACACCGUGUGCUCGCUUGUCGCAGGGAAAUUUGGAACUCUGUUAUCAGGGUCGUGGGACAAGACUGCUAAGGUGUGGCUUGGUCCCAAAUGUGUUAUGACCCUAGAGGGACACGACGCAGCCGUCUGGGCCGUCCUUUUAAUGCCUGACCAUGGACUCAUGCUAACAGGUUCUGCUGACAAAACAAUUAAGCUGUGGAAGGCGGGGUCAUGCCAGUCGACUUUCACGGGUCAUACAGACUGUGUCAGAGGACUCGCUGUUAUAUCACCUGUGGAGUUCAUCUCUUGUUCAAAUGACUGUACCAUCAGACGAUGGAUGACUACUGGUGAAUGCCUACAAGUUUAUGCAGGACAUGAGAACUUCAUUUACAGUAUUGCUGCAUUGUCUGGAGGUGGAUUUGCGUCAGUUGGAGAAGACAGAACUUUACGAGUAUGGAAAGGUGACUCCAGUCCACAAGUCAUCACACUACCAGCAACCUCCAUCUGGGCUGUCACCUGCCUGUCAAAUGGCGACAUUGUCACUGGAGCAAGUGAUGGUGUUCUGCGUGUGUUCUCAUGCCAAGAAGAGAGGUUUGCUUCACCUGAAGAGAUCAAGAUCUUUGAAGAUGAAGUCGCAAGUCAAACAAUCCCUGCACAGGCUAGUGGUCAGAUAGGAGACAUCAAGAUGGACCAGCUCCCUGGACCAGAGGCCCUUCUUAGACCAGGCAAGCGAAGUGGUCAAACAAUUAUGGUCAGGCGAGGGCAGACAGUAGAAUGUCACCAGUGGAAUGACAUAGAGGGGAAAUGGGACAAGAUUGGAGAGGUAGUAGGUGCACCUGGCAGUGAAGGCACGGCAGCAUCAAGCUCCAACAAGACGAUGUACAAGGGAAAGGAGUAUGAUUAUGUCUUUAGUGUUGAGAUCCAGGAGGGGAAACCGCCACUCAAACUUCCGUACAAUGUUACAGAUGACCCUUGGGUGGCAGCGCAUAAUUUUCUGGAAGCCAAUGAUUUGAGUCAAAUGUUUCUAGACCAAGUUGUCAGCUUUAUCCAGAAGAACACAGCAAAUGUAACUAUUGGACCACCAGGCAGUGCAUGUGACCCAUUUACUGGCAGCUCAAGAUAUGUACCAGGUUCCACUCCAUCACACUCGAGCCUCAGCAACCAGCCUUCGAACACGGGUGGCGGAGCUGUUGACCCCUUUACAGGUGGGGGAAGCUAUCGGCCAUCGUAUGGAUCUGCUGGGCCUCCCAUCGUGAGCGCUAAUAUAGGCGGGGCAGCGGACCCGUUUACUGGGGGGAGCAGUUAUCGCCCGGCAGGUCAGCCCCCCACAGGGAACCCAUUCUUCCCCAAGAUGGACUUCGUGACGUUUGGAAACGCCAACACAAGUGGGAUUUGGGGCAAGAUAAGCGAGAUCAAUGAGAAGCUAAAUACGGAAGAAAAACUCGUCCAAGAAGAGAUGCAACACCUUAAUGAUAUACUGCUUGUAGCUGCGGACCCUGCACGUGCCUCGACCCAGUCCCUUUCCGAGAAGCAGCUCCUUGCCCUCAACAGAGCCCGCCAGUGGCCAGCGGACUCGCUAUUCCCAGUCCUCGAUAUCGUGCGGCUUGUAGUUCGACACCAGUCUCUAGCGGCCAAUGUUUCCGGCCCAGACCUUGUGGAACAACUCUUGAUGAUUUCCGGACGUGAUGGCCUUACCGCGAAUGUUCUCCUGUCGUUCAGGAUAUUUGCCAACCUGUUUAGCUCAGCUGACGGGAAGGCAGUUAUUUUACAAUACAGAGAGAAGAUCAUAGAGCGCUUGAUGUCGUGGCUGGACUGCGCUAAUAAGAACGUCCACAUCUCUAUUUGUACAGUGUUUCUAAAUUUUUCAGUGGCUUAUCGUAAGGAGCCUGACUUCGAGUCACAGAUGACCUGCCUUUCCGAGCUAGGAACUAUAUUGAAUUUUAAGAUUGAUAACGAGGCCCUAUUCAGAGCGCUGGUGGCUGUCGGCAACAUUGUAUACGGUAACAAAGAAGCCGUUGAAUGCGCUGAGAAACUAGCAACAUCUGACGCGAUCAAAUCGUUAACCGGAGUCUCAGACCCAGCAAAGGUUGGCGAAUGUGCAACGCGUGUACUGGAAGUGCUAAGUAGAUGACCCCAUACCCAAGCCAAUCAGUUGACCCCAUUCCACAUCCAAUCAGAUGGCCCCAUACCCCAGCCAAUCAGAUGACCCCAUACCCUAGCCAAUCAGAUGACCCAUACCCUAGCCAAUCAGAUGACCCCAUACCCCAGCCAAUCAGAGAACACGGGCAUUAUCGCGACAAAGAAUUGUCUGGAAACAGCCAAUUACUGGACAGAAUAACCACGACAGCCAAUCAGGAAAGGAUUACGUCACACGGCGGGGUGUACUUGACGGAAAAGAGAAAGUGCUCAAUGAAUUGUAAGGGUUACGGCUAUUGACACGGCGGGGUGUACUUGACGGAAAAAGAAAGUACUCAAUGAAUUGUAAGGGUUACGGCUAUUGACACGGCGGGGUGUACUUGACGGAAAAGAGAAAGUGCUCAAUGAAUUGUAAGGGUUACGGCUAUUGACACGGCGGGGUGUACUUGAC